Molecule: messenger RNA, 210 nt
Organism: Clunio marinus
Lineage: Eukaryota; Metazoa; Arthropoda; Insecta; Diptera; Chironomidae
Source: the annotation of a GenBank genome assembly
AUGCAGAAACUUCUCAUUUCACCAAAUGAUGAAGUGGCAAUUUCUGUCGCGUAUCUUUCGCGACAUUAUAAACCAUUAACUUCAGAUUUCUGUCUUGCUACAAAUCUUAAAUACUCGCACUCGAUACGUGACACUAAACUUAAGAAUAGACUUCUAAAAAGUAAACAAAGUCUUAGUUUUGAAAUAGUCUGUCUUCGAAAUGGAACUUGA